AUGAUGCCCUCCACACAAGACCCUACCGCCGGUCCUUCUGCCACAUCUCCCUCACCGCCGCGACAAUUCCAAGCAGACGCCAACGAGGCAGCUAGACCUUCGCAUGCCCCGCGCUCGGCCACGAUGGAGACCAUGGUGGAUUCUCACACUGCGCAAGCUCCCGCGUACGUCGAGCACGAGCGACACGCCUCGGCUGCUGCCUCGGAUGCUCACCCAACUGCGACAACUCAGCCCGUCGGGCACACUUCCAAGGCUCAUCUCGUCGAACUGAGCCGGCCUCAAUCUCACCCGCAUCACGACAGCGAGCAUGCAUCGCUGCUUCCGCAGGCGAAAGGCCACACACCACGUCCAUCCUCCCACACCACCCGAGCCCAUCCCGAGCCGCCGCACGAUCAGCACGACCACCACGACGAUGCACCUCCCUCAAGUCAUGACAUGGUGCUGCUCAGCGCACACGCCGCCUCGCACGCGCCCAGCUACAGCGACCUCUUCUUCGACCUCCUCUUCGCCGCCUGCCUCAACACCUACUCCAACGCCGUCUCGCUCGAAAAGUUUGGCAACGUCGCCGCCUUCCUCGGCUACUUUGCCGCGCUCUGGUGGGCGUGGUGGAGCCAGUCGUACUUUGACGUUCGCUAUCGACGUCCUUCCCACGCCCAUCCCUUUCUCUUCAAAAGCGCCCAGCGCAUCAUCCGCGCCGCCGUCCUGGGUCUCUGGGUCGCCUUCUCCACCACGCCCUCCGAAUUCUCCCGCGGCGGAUUCACCAACUUCACCCUCAUCUACGGCUGCUCCCGCAUGGCUCUCGCGCUUGACCAUGCUGUCGUGCUCGUCUACGACCUCUUCCGCUGGCGCAAGCAUCCAGCCCACGCGCAUGCACAGUCGGCCCAGCCCGAGAUCGAGCCGGCGCAUGCAGCCUUGCAGACCGCACCGCGACGCUGUGCCAAGGCGGCUGUCGUUCGCACGCAUCUCUUCUCGAUCGCCGCACUCAUCGCGUCGGGUCUGCUCUGGAUCCUCAGCCGCCUCGUGCCGCGCAACGGCGUCAACGCGCCUCUCCUCGUCAUGUGGAUCCUCGGCGUUACCCUCGAGGCGGCGGUCCAGCUCGGCAACGAGCUCAGCGGCGCACUCUCGCCGCUCGGCGACAGCGUCCUACCCGAGCGUCUUGUGCUCUUCGGCCUCAUCAUCCUCGGCGAAGGAUUCACGGGGAUCGCCGAGACGCUCAACCGCAUCAGCCCCGGCGCCAAGGUGCGCAACGAGGCGUUAGGCGGUGCGGCCAUCGAGAGUGGCGGCUGGGGCGCCGACACGAUCCUGCAGGCCGUGUCGUGCGUGCUGAUCGUCGUGCUCCAGUUCGGAGGCUACUUCCACCGCGCCGCCAACAGCAUCGACGCCGCCUCGGUGUGGGUGGUGGUGUGGGCGUACCUCCACGUGGUGCUCCACAUGUCGUCGGCGCUCCUCGUCAUUGGUCUCAAAAAGAUCCUCAGCUUCCAGAACACGCUCAACGCCAUGACCAACUUUUUUGCGCAACCGACCAUCUAUCUGCCCAACACGCCGCAGUGGCAGAGCCUCUCCUCGGAGCAGGCGAGCGAGCCGUACAACGAGGGCGGGGGUAGCUCUUCGCUCUCCUCCAACGGAACGCUCGCCGGCAUCUCGGCCAUCAUCUCGGUGAUUCAGAGCAACGACGGUGCCAACAUCCCGACGCUUAGCGCUGCGCAGCGACUCGUCGCAUCCGUGGUUGGGCUUGCGGGCGGAGAGGCGCAGGCGCAGAGUCUGGUGGAACAGGCCAACGAGACCGACUCGAGCAACGCACUCUCGUCGCAGUUUGCUCCCAGCCUCGUGCUCCCCUUCAAGAGCUACUUUGAAUUCGCUGACAACGUGGUCAACCCGGACUCGAUCGAACAGUACAUUGUCAAGUCGCUCUUCCAGUUCAAGUACAUCUACGUCGCCAGUGCCGUCUACCUGACGGUGGAUAUUGUGAUCAAGCUCAUGCAGGAUAGGCGCGAUCGCACGCUGCGCUCCUUUCGGUGGGCUAUGGCCACGCGCUUUGCAUUUGCCGUGCUGCUCGUGCUGCUCCAGGUGGUCUUCACCGUGUACGAGGGCGCACCCUCGCUUGCAGCGCUCGACGGCGCACUCGCCAUCUGUGCGGCCGUGCUGCUCGCCGAACUCAUCGCACAGCAAAUCAUCGACGCCCUCCGCCCAAGGCUCGACCGUCCACGCACCAAACCAUCCAGCCGCUCCACUUGCAGCCGCUCCGACACGUCAAGCCAAGACCACCAACACUUUGAGAUGCACGAGCGCCCUCCGCGCUGA
Molecule: messenger RNA, 2301 nt
Organism: Moesziomyces aphidis
Lineage: Eukaryota; Fungi; Basidiomycota; Ustilaginomycetes; Ustilaginales; Ustilaginaceae
Source: the annotation of a GenBank genome assembly